This is a messenger RNA of Cadophora gregata, 1539 nucleotides long. RefSeq lists its product as uncharacterized. The record is from RefSeq and is a predicted model, not a curated record. Gene Ontology annotation, biological process: transmembrane transport. NCBI's taxonomy places the organism in Eukaryota, Fungi, Ascomycota, Leotiomycetes, Helotiales, Ploettnerulaceae. The transcript is spliced from 6 exons. Gene Ontology annotation, cellular component: membrane. Gene Ontology annotation, molecular function: transmembrane transporter activity. Bases 1 to 1539 code for a protein of 512 amino acids.
AUGGCAGAGAAGUCACUUCAUACAGCGAGGAUUGUCUCGAGUAUUGCUGCAACAGCAAUCUCGUUGGCAUGCGGGUCCAAUUAUGUCUAUUCAGCAUGGGGACCUGCCUUCGCGGAGAAGCUCAAGCUCUCCUCAACAGAGCAGAACCUGAUUGGGCUUUCUGGUAACUUGGGAAUGUAUUCAAUGGGCAUACCUGUCGGAAUGUUGGUCGAUUCGAAAGGACCACGACCAGCUGUUGUAAUUGGGGCUCUAUUGCUGGCCGCGGGUUAUUUUCCUCUACACCAAGCAUACGACCGAGGAUCCGGAUCUAUGCCCCUACUAUGCAUGUUUUCAUUCUUCUCUGGAUUAGGAGGAUGUUCUGCAUUUGCUGCAGCGAUCAAGACAUCAGCCCUGAACUGGCCACAUCAUCGCGGGACAGCCACAGGAUUUCCCCUAGCAGCAUUCGGAUUGAGCGCGUUCUUCUUCUCGAUGUUCGCACAGUUUAUCAUGCCAGGAUCAACGGGAGACUUUUUGAUGCUUCUAGCAUGCGGAACUUUUGGAAUCGUCACUGUUGGAUUCUUCUUCCUUCGAGUUCUACCCCACCCCCACUAUACAGCAGUUCCGACAACGGCUACCCGUGCUCGAGCAGACUCGAAUCGGCUUCACAGGACAAAAUCAGAGGAGGCGAAACAUCGGGCUCAGCAGGGACUUCAAGAACCAGGGGAAGAGGUAGCCGAAGGCGUUAAUACCGAUACGGAAACCUCCUCCUUGAUGUCCAAAUCCACAUCGUCGAGCCUUGGGGAUGACCUUGAAGAAACCAAUAUUAAGGACCAUGCUCAUCGUACAGAUAUCCGAGGACUAAAAAUGCUUCCUAUGAUCGAAUUCUGGCAGCUUUUCAUGCUUAUGGGUAUUUUGACCGGAGUUGGUUUGAUGACUAUCAACAAUAUUGGGAACGACGCAAAUGCGUUGUGGCGGCAUUACGAUGAUUCCGUUAGCGACGAUUUUAUCAACAAGCGCCAAGCCAUGCACGUCUCUAUUCUGUCUGUGUGCAGUUUUGUUGGGCGCCUUUCAAGUGGUGUUGGCUCGGACUUUCUUCACAAAGUUCUACACGCCUCACGGUUAUGGUGUCUCACUAUCGCUGCCACCAUCUUCCUUGUUGCCCAAGUCCUCGCACUAUCUGUCGAAAACCCUCACUACCUAAGUUUAGUAUCUAGUCUUACUGGUCUAGCCUACGGCUUCCUCUUCGGAUGCUUCCCUUCGCUCGUUGCCGAAGCAUUUGGGGUUCAUGGCCUGAGCACAAACUGGGGAUGCAUGACGUUGAGCCCAGUCAUCAGUGGAAAUAUCUUUAACCUAUUCUACGGGUUUGUCUUCGAUAAGCACAGUAUCGUCAAGCCUGGAGGUGAGCGUGAAUGCACAGAGGGACUGGCAUGUUACCGCAGUGCAUAUAUCAUCACCGUAUUCGCCUGUCUUGCAGGACUCGCCAUCAGUUUAUGGAGUAUCUGGUAUACCCACCAGCUUCGCGAGAAAGAAGAGAGAGAUCUACAAGAGAGAGAAGCUUAA